Molecule: messenger RNA, 1022 nt
Organism: Onychostoma macrolepis
Lineage: Eukaryota; Metazoa; Chordata; Actinopteri; Cypriniformes; Cyprinidae
Product: G patch domain-containing protein 11
Exons: 8
Coding region: 112-903 (263 amino acids)
Cellular component (GO): kinetochore
Molecular function (GO): nucleic acid binding
Source: RefSeq, a predicted model, not a curated record
CUGCUGCGUUCCAGUCGGACACAUUUCCUGGCGGGAACAACAAAAGCGAUCCAAGGAAUUUAUUUUCUAUUUCAACUAUAAUUUGUUCUCAGUCUCUCAUUAAUUACACAAAUGGCUGAGGAGGAAGAUGAUUAUAUGUCUGACGCUUUCCUGAACCAAAUCCCAGAUGUUCGGCCUGGCGUCCCGAUGGUGAAGCGUCUGAAGGAAACCAUAAAAAAGGAGGCUCUACAGAAGGAGAAAAAUGUACAGAACCGGCAGAAGAGCUACAAAGAGCAGGAGCAAGAGAGUCGGGAGACCGCGCUGCAGAGCUCCAUAAGCAGCCAAAAUAAAGGCUUUGCAUUACUGCAAAAGAUGGGAUAUAAAGCAGGACAAGGCCUGGGAAAACAGGGUGCUGGACGGGUCGAGCCGGUUCCUCUGAACAUCAAAACAGACAGAGGAGGCAUUGGAAUGGAAGAAGUCAAGAAGAGGAAAGCAGACGAGGAGCUUCAGAAUUACAGGAGAAAAGUGCAAAUGAAACAACAGGUGGAGAAGAAAUCAUUAGAGGAUUUCAGAGUGCGUAUGAGAACCGAAAGAGAAGAGCGUCAAAUACAGGGCGACCUGUGGAAGAGCCAGCGGGCCUGUGAGCAGCUCGACAGCCAGAAGGGCAUCACUGUUCCCAGAGACAGCUGGUACUGGCCUGAAGCUGUGAAAGAGGAAGAGGAAGAGCUUCUGGAGGAAGAAACCAAAUCAGAGGGAAGUGACAACGAGGAGGAGGAGCUAACCCCUUUAGACAAGCUGCAGUUUCUCACCUCGUAUCUGCGAGGAUUUCAUGUUUACUGCAUAUGGUGUGGGACGGCAUUUAAUGAUGAGGAGGAUUUGAGCUCGAACUGUCCUGGAGACACCGCAGCAGAUCAUGACGACUAGAUCCACCUGGAAUCAUCCGGAGCACUUGUUUUUAAUUUGCUUCUCAUGUUUCUGCAUAGCUGUGUUUAAUAUUUAUGUUCUCAUAUUCGUUCAUUAAAUGUUGCAUUGAUUGUUUUAUU